Messenger RNA from Phalacrocorax carbo (great cormorant), 2889 nucleotides. NCBI's taxonomy places the organism in Eukaryota, Metazoa, Chordata, Aves, Suliformes, Phalacrocoracidae. The record is from RefSeq and is a predicted model, not a curated record.
CGCCCCCCCGGCGGGUGGAGGAGGAGGGCGGGGCGCUCGUGGUCACGUGACGCCGCCAUCCGGGUCCUUUGCCUUCUCUGCCUCUGCCCAACAUGGCGGCCUCAGCGAAGAAGAAGAACAAGAAGGGCAAGACCCUCACCCUGACGGACUUUCUGGCAGAGGACGGCGGCGGCGGCGGCGGCCCGACCUACAUCCCCAAACCCGUCAGCUGGGCCGACGAGACAGACGACCUGGAAGGAGACGUUUCUACCACUUGGCACAGUAACGAUGACGACGUGUACCGGGCCCCUCCGAUCGACCGCUCCAUCCUGCCCACCGCCCCGCGGGCUGCUCGGGAACCCAACAUCGACAGAAGCCGCCUCCCGAAAUCCCCCCCUUACACGGCGUUUUUGGGAAACCUGCCCUACGACGUGACGGAAGAAUCCAUCAAGGACUUCUUCAGAGGACUCAACAUAAGUGCUGUGCGUUUGCCGCGGGAGCCUACCAACCCGGAGAGGUUGAAAGGUUUUGGUUAUGCCGAGUUUGAAGACAUAGACUCCUUGUUCCAGGCUCUGAGCCUCAAUGAAGAGUCCCUGGGGAACAGAAGAAUACGAGUGGAUGUUGCUGAUCAAGCUCAGGAUAAAGAUCGGGACGAUCGCUGCUUCGGCAGAGACCGGGAUCGCUUCCGCGACUCGGAGAGGUUCGAGAGCGACUGGAGGGCCCGUCCUGCCGCCGCCGAUAGCUUCGAUGAUUACCCGCCCCGCCGGGGCGACGACAGCUUCGGAGACAGGUACCGGGAUCGCUACGACGAUCGGUAUCGCGACGGGCCGCGGAGGGACAUGGACCGCGGCUUUGGGGGCAGGGACCGCUACGACGACCGCAGCAGAGACUACGACCGAGGCUACGAUUCCAGGAUAGGCAGCGGCAGGAGGGCCUUCGGCAGCGGCUACCGCCGGGACGACGACUACCGAGGGUGCGGUGACCGCUACGAAGACCGCUAUGACCGGCGGGAUGACCGGAUGGACAGGUGGAACUCCCGGGAUGAUUACGGCCGGGAUGAUUUCCGCCGCGAGGACAGAGGUCCCACCCAGAGGCCGAAGCUCAACCUGAAGCCCCGGAGCGCGCCCAAGGAGGAGGAGGCGUCGGUGGCCCCCGCGCCCCAGUCCAGCCGCGCCGCCUCCAUCUUCGGGGGGGCCAAACCGGUGGAUACGGCCGCGCGGGAGCGGGAGGUGGAAGAGCGGCUACAGAAGGAGCAGGAGAAGCUGCAACGCCAGCUGGAGGACGAUAAGAGGAUAGAAAGACGACCCCGAGAGAGGCAUCCCAGCUGGCGCAGCGAAGAGAACCAGGAGCGAUCGCGGACGGGGAGCGAGUCCUCGCAAACCGGCAACUCGGGGCCCCCCGGCACCUCUGUGGGAACCGGCCCGACGGGCAGGACCACGCGGAGGAGGGAGAGCGAGAAGUCUCUGGAGAACGAGCCGUUGGCCAAAGAGGACGAUGCUCCUUCUCCCACCUCCAAGCCCAAGGAGGAGAAGCAGCCCCUGAAGGUGAUGCCUGCGCCGCCCCCCAAGGAGAACGCCUGGGUGAAGCGGAGCAGCAACCCUCCCGCCCGCUCCCAGAGCUCCGAUUCGGAGCAGCACUCGCCGACGAGCGGCGGCCAGACGGCGCCAAGCCCGCCCUCGGACGACGGGGCGCCCCCGAAGAACGCCCACCGGAGAGGAGACGAGAACAAACCCGACGGAGGCCGGGAGAGCGCUUCCAAGGUCCGGAGCGGGAGCUCCAGCCGCGGCCCGGGGGACUCCGAUAGGAAAGAGAGCAGAAAGGAGCACGACUCGCGACCUGCGCCUGAGCCAAAGAAACUCGACGAGAACCCGCCCUCCUUCAGCCACGCCAGCAAAUACGCCGCGCUCUCCGUGGACGGCGAAGAUGAUGAUGGCGACGACGAAGAAUGCGCCGAAUAGAAGCUCCGGGGACCUCGGCGCCCCCUUUCCCCCCCCACCGGCCGCCGCCUCGGGAGCAGCUGGAGAAUUGAGAGAGAAAAAAAAAAAAAGGAAAAAAAAAAAAAGAUAAAAACCAAAACCUCUACCGCGCCGAGAGAGAAAUAAAACCUAAAACUCGCCAGCCCGCGGGAGGCCGUUCUUAAACUCGCUGAAAUGGUUAAAAAAGGGAAAAAAUAGGUAAAAACCGGAGGCCCCGCCUCUCCUGCAUGCUGCUGCGGCCGCCGAAGAGCUCGCCUCGCCCCGGGAGAAGCGCGAGGGCGUCGUUUAUCCCCCCCCUCGCCCGGUGGAGAAGAGUUAGACGCGGUGUGGGGGGGCGGCUGAGGAAGACCUGGCCUUCCUCCCUCCUCUCCUCGCCGGCCUAGGACGGCGGAGCGGGGCGCCGGCCGCCACCCGAGAAAAUUAAGCGGGUAAUAAAAGCGAUCGCCUGGAAGGUAGGGCUGCCGGGGUGGGGGCGGGGAGCGCCGCGGGACCCCCCCCACGACCCCCGCCCCUCCUCACCCACCUUCCUCUUCCUCCUGGGGCCCGUGACCCCCCCCAAGCGCCGGCGGUGGGGGAAAAACCCUGAGAUUUGGCCUCGCUUUGAACCAUUUUAUGGCUCUUUUUCAGCAGGGUUUGGCCGGCACCGGGGUGAGGGGGUGGGGGGGGUGGGGGUCAGGGUGGUGCCCCCCGUGGGGGGGGGUAAUGGGGGGUCCCCAAACUCAGCCCCUCCCCCCCCUUCAUUUGGGGAGAAAAAGAGGGGUGGGAUGGGGAUGGGCUUUGCCUCCCCCCGCCCGGCCCCCCCCUCACGGUGAGGUUGGGGGUGAUGGUGGGGGGGCCCCGAGGGGACACCCCAAAGGGCCACACACACCCCCCACACCCCCCCCCCGGCUUUAUUUUUGUUGGUUUCCUCCAAUAAAACUGAUCUUAAAACACC